CUUUGGUAGUGGGUUUCCCAGCUGGUUGAUGUCAUCCUCGCUGGGUGCCUUCUUCCCUCACCUGGUAUUCUUGCGAUUUCAUGAUUGUAGAUUUUGUCCGAAAGUUCCUCCGCUAGGCCUAUUGCCCCAGCUAAAAUAUCUUGACAUCGAUGGAGCAGAAGCAAUCGUAACGAUCGGACCCGAGCUUUUUGAUCCCCAUACCUCAGCUAUAACUGCAUUUCCUAGGCUUGAAUACCUGAAACUCCGACACAUGCGCAACUUGAAAGAAUGGUCAUUAGACCUCGUGGGAGAAGUUGGUGAUGAAACCAGAGGAGCCUCUAAGCUGCUGCCGCGUCUCAAGUGCCUGGAUCUAGAGAACUGUCCCGAGCUAAUAGCUCUUCCGAAAGGUCUGGCGCAUGCCACCAACUUGCAGGAAUUGUAUAUUAGGGGCGCCCACAGCCUGAGAGAAAUCAAAAACCUCCCCUCCUUAACCGAUAAGCUCUGCAUUGGGAGAAACAUGAGGUUGGAAAGAGUAUCCAACCUUCCCAUGCUGAAAUCUUUGGAAAUACUGAAUUGCCCACGGUUAGAGCAUGUGGAAAAUCUUGAUAUGUUGCAAAACCUGGUCCUGGAACAUCCUUCUGCAGUACAGGGGCACUCAGCAAAAUGCCUGCCAGACAUUUCCACUAAUUUUGAUCAACAAACGGAGCACCUCCCACGGUGGUUAUUAGACCUACUCGGGCAGCAUCAAAAUGCUCCGACUGCAGUGCAGAAUCUCAGAAAAUUUCUACUGAUAUGCAGCUCACCACUGUUUAAGGGCAUCCUGGAGGAUACACCAAAUUUCAUUCAGUGGAUCCCGGAGGUCCGGAUCGAAGACGUAGAUGGUCCCUCAUGGAUACGGUAUGCCAGGGGACCCCCUCCCAGCUUUCAAACCAACAUACAAUCAGAAAAGUUUAAAAGUGUCCGCUCUUAAGCAAGGUGAUUUCUAGUUUUAUUA
Elaeis guineensis (African oil palm) is the source of this 973-nucleotide messenger RNA. NCBI's taxonomy places the organism in Eukaryota, Viridiplantae, Streptophyta, Magnoliopsida, Arecales, Arecaceae. The record is from RefSeq and is a predicted model, not a curated record.